AUGGGCAGCGUCGGUGAUCCAAAGCCCGAGCGGAUCUUGAAGACUGAUCUCCAUCAGUAUGGUAAGAGACGUGAUACCACAGGUCCCUAUGCAGACAACCUUGAUUUAGAUGUCCUCAUCAUUGGAGCUGGCUUUGGAGGUGCCUAUUCGCUGCACGAGUGCAGGAAGCAAGGCUUCAAGACUGUCCUCUACGACGCUGGGCAGGGCUUCGGAGGAACAUGGCGAUGGAAUGUAUACCCAGGUGCCAGGGUCGACAGCCCCGUCCCAAUCUAUGAGCUAGCCAUUCCAGAAGUGUACAAGGACUUCUACUGGACGACAAACUAUCCAGGAUGGGACGAACUUCAACGCUACUUCGACCACGCCGACAAAGUUCUUGGUCUGAGCAAAGAUUGUGCAUUCGAGACGGUGGUCAUUGGCGCAGAAUUCGACAAGGACGAAGGCAAGUGGACCGUCAAGACACAGGAUGGACGGACUGCGAAAGCUCGAUUCCUCAUUGUUGCUGCCGGGUUCGCGGCGAAGAGAUACAUUCCUGAUGUACCCGGCCUUGACUCCUCCAAGGGCACGAUUCAUCACACCUCUUUCUGGCCCGCUGAGGGCGUCGACUACAAGGCAAGCUGCAGGAAGUACGAUACGCUUUUGACGACCGCGCUGACAUCCACUCAGGGCAAGAAGGUAGCUGUCAUCGGCACUGGUGCCUCAGGCGUUCAAUGCAUCCAAGAGAUGGGCCCAGAAGUCAAUUCGCUCACCGUAUACCAACGAACCCCGAAUCUAGCGCUCCCAAUGGGCAAGAGGUCUCUCUCGAAAGAAGAGCAAGACGCAAUGAAGCCACUCUAUCCGACGAUCCACGAGAUGCGUGAGCGUUGCUUCGCCGGCUUCCACUACGAUCUCUGCGAACGCAACACCUUCGACGACAACGAGGAAGAGCGCGAGGCUCACUUCGACAAGCUCUGGGAACAAGCUGGCUUCGCCUUGUGGCUUGGCGGAUACAAAGACUAUUUGUUUGACCAGAAGAGCAACCGUGAGAGCUAUAACUACUGGCGCAAGCAGCAGUCGAAGCGUGUCAAGAAUGAGCAAAAGAAGAAGGUGCUCUUCCCGGAAGAGCCUCCACACCCGUUCGGCGUAAAGCGCCCAUGUCUCGAGCAGAACUACUACGAGGUGUUGGACCAGGACAAUGUCACCAUUGUAAACAUCAAUGAGGAGAAUGGAACACCGAUCGAACGAUUUACCGAGAAGGGCAUUGUUGCCAAUGGCGAAGAACGAGAGUUCGACAUCAUUGCUUUGGCAACUGGAUUCGAUGUGGUAACCGGAGGCAUGACGAACAUGGGUCUGAAGUCGAUCAAUGGAACAUACCUCAAAGAUGAGUGGAAAGCGGCGGCGAAUACGUUCCUGGGGACCACCAUCUCCGGCUACCCAAAUCUGUUCCAUAUUUAUGGACCUCACGGACCGACUCUGCUCUCUAAUGGACCAUCGACGGUGGAGAUUCAAGUUCGUUGGAUUAGGGACGCUAUUAAGCAGAUUGAACGCCAAGGACUGAAAUACGUCAACCCAACCAAGGAAGCCAGCGAUGAAUGGAAGAAGCGCAUCAACGACUUGGCUGCUCCGUCGCUGUUCCCGACUACUCGCUCGACAUAUAUGGGUGGCUCGGUUCCAGGCAAGGCUUUCGAGAUGACUUGCUACUCAGGAGGAGUGAAUGCCUAUGGUCCAGAGGUACGUAAUAAUUGA
Messenger RNA from Zymoseptoria tritici IPO323, 1722 nucleotides. RefSeq lists its product as uncharacterized. Bases 1 to 1722 code for a protein of 573 amino acids. The transcript has 8 exons. NCBI's taxonomy places the organism in Eukaryota, Fungi, Ascomycota, Dothideomycetes, Mycosphaerellales, Mycosphaerellaceae. Gene Ontology annotation, molecular function: oxidoreductase activity. The record is from RefSeq and is a predicted model, not a curated record.